AUUUCCUAAAAAGCAUGGAGCAUGAAUGUAAUUGAAAAAUCUUUCUGUAAUUAAAUAAUCUGCGCGUUGGUCAAUAGAAACUGCUCUUAUGUCUUAUCUCCCGCCCAUGCAUUGCUUUUUCUUAUGAAUUUCUUGACAUGAAGGUCUUACCUGCUUUGCUUCGGGUUACCAUUUCUCCUCUCUCUGAUAUGGAUGCCGCAACAGCCCACGGGUGUAAAAUUCUUCAUCUGGUUAGACAUGCACAAGGGGUCCACAACACAGACUUAGGGAAGGGCCCUGAAGCUUUGUUAUCUCAAGAGCUUUUUGAUGCACAACUCUCUGAUCUUGGAUUGCAGCAGGUGGACAAAUUGCGCAAAUAUGUUGAAGAGAAAGGAUUAAGUAAAAUAAUCGAUUUAGUCAUCACAUCCCCGAUGUUAAGAACUUUGCAAACAGCUGUUGGAGUUUUUGGUGAUGAAAGCCAAGCAAAUGGGUUUGAUGGGCAUACCACAGCUGAAGAGAAUGGUGGGAAGUGUGCCAAGUUGGAUGGUCCUCCAAUUAUAGCUGUUGAACAUUGUCGAGAACGUUGGGGCCUUCAACCAUGUAAUAGGAGAAGAAGCAUCAGCGAGUAUCAGACUCUUUUCCCGACAAUUGAUUUUCAAUUGAUAGAAAGUGAAGAUGACAUUUUGUGGAAAGCUGACGUUAGAGAGUCCUAUGAGGAAGUUGCAGCAAGGGGAAUGAAGUUUUUGCAAUGGUUAUGGACUAGGCAGGAGAAGGAAAUUGCUAUAGUUAGCCAUGGUAUAUUCUUGCAGCAAACUCUAAAAAACCUUGUAAACGAAAAGAAUCCAUCAAUGGAAAAUUUAUGUUCGCGGUUUGGCAAUUGUGAAAUUCGGACGGUGGCCAUCGACAUUGCCGAUGGAAGCGUAGUUUAUCCACUCAACAACGUUACAAAAAAUAACACCCAAAGGAAGGAAGUGUCCGAGUAAUUGCUUACGGGCGUUCACAGAAAACCGUAGAUCAUAAUUGUUGUGGCAAACAAAAAACUGGUGUGAUUAUCAUAUUGAAAUUUUGUGAAAACUGAAAUUUCAAUUCAAUUUUUUGUUUAUUAAAUGCCAAAGGACUUAUUCCCAAUCAAAGUAUGCUGCUUUACC
Mangifera indica (mango) is the source of this 1127-nucleotide messenger RNA. Its product is annotated as phosphoglycerate mutase-like protein 1. Gene Ontology annotation, cellular component: cytoplasm. Bases 138 to 962 code for a protein of 274 amino acids. The record is from RefSeq and is a predicted model, not a curated record. NCBI's taxonomy places the organism in Eukaryota, Viridiplantae, Streptophyta, Magnoliopsida, Sapindales, Anacardiaceae. The transcript is spliced from 9 exons. Gene Ontology annotation, molecular function: phosphatase activity.